Mus caroli (Ryukyu mouse) is the source of this 489-nucleotide messenger RNA. The record is from RefSeq and is a predicted model, not a curated record. Lineage: Eukaryota; Metazoa; Chordata; Mammalia; Rodentia; Muridae.
AUGGUAAUACAAGUUUAUGAGACACAUUCCCAGCAUCCCAACUUCAAUAGGAGGACCCUGAACAACGACAUCAUGCUGAUCAAGCUCUCUUCCCCUGUGACCCUCAAUGCCAGAGUGGCCACUGUGGCUCUGCCCAGCUCCUGUGCACNUGCNGGCACUCAGUGUCUCAUCUCUGGCUGGGGCAACACUCUCAGCUUCGGUGUCAGUGAACCAGACCUGCUCCAGUGCCUGGAUGCCCCACUGCUGCCUCAGGCUGACUGUNAAGCCUCCUAUCCUGGAAAGAUCACUGAUAAUAUGGUCUGUGCUGGCUUCCUAGAGGGAGGCAAGGAUUCCUGCCAGGGUGAUUCUGGUGGCCCUGUGGUCUGCAAUGGUGAGCUCCAGGGCAUUGUCUCUUGGGGCUAUGGCUGUGCUCUGCCAGACAAUCCUGGUGUGUACACCAAGGUCUGCAACUAUGUGGAUUGGAUUCAGGACACAAUUGCUGCCAACUAG